Pseudozyma hubeiensis SY62 is the source of this 1794-nucleotide messenger RNA. RefSeq lists its product as hypothetical. The transcript has a single exon. Gene Ontology annotation, molecular function: iron ion binding; monooxygenase activity; oxidoreductase activity, acting on paired donors, with incorporation or reduction of molecular oxygen. Bases 1 to 1794 code for a protein of 597 amino acids. The record is from RefSeq and is a predicted model, not a curated record. NCBI's taxonomy places the organism in Eukaryota, Fungi, Basidiomycota, Ustilaginomycetes, Ustilaginales, Ustilaginaceae.
AUGUCGACGACGCUGUCGGACAAAGUGCUUGGAUGGGCCAGCUUGCAUCCCAUCCUCGCGGCCAUCUUGACGCUUGUCCUGACCGCUUCGCUCUACCUCGCCUGGAAGUCGGCGACCACAAAGCCAUCCGUAUGGGCCAACCUUCCGGGUCCUGAGCGAACCUCCUUCCUCACCGGCUACUCCCGCGAUACCAAGAAGAAGUUCGGCGUCAAGAGCCUCACCGCCUCGGAUCGCACACCCAUCAUCGGCGACGAUGGUGCAGACAUCACCGACACGCCCGGCGUCUCGACCGCGCGACUGUACGACGAAUACGAAUGCGACCACCUCGUCUUCCCUCGACCUCUCGGCGGCGAACUCCUCAUCACGCGAGACGCAGCUACCAUGAACCACAUCCUCAACGACAGCUACAACUACACCCGUUCCACAGCAGGUACCAAGGCCACCAAGAUCAUCAUCGGUAACGGUGUAGUCGCUGUGUUCGGUGACGAACACAAGAAGCAGCGCAAGAUGCUGGCACCGGCGUUCAGCGUCGAUUCCCUCAAGGGUCUUAUGCCGAUCUUUACGCAUGCGACGAAUCAGAUGAUGGAGCGGUUCGGCAAGGAUACCUCGCUCGAGGAGAGGUGGGGUCCCGACGUCAAGGAUUCCGUCAAAUGGUUCGGACGUGUCACGCUCGACAUUAUCGGUCGAGCUGGAUUCGACUACGACUUCGGCGCCGUGGAACAGGGUCCCAACGGUCUAGCUGUUCGAUCCACCUUCCACGACGCAAUGACCUCUACGAUGAACGUGUCGCCCAUCGACGCUGUGGUGGGAGCCUUCAUGUUCUUCGUGGUCCCGUCGUUGCUGUACAUCCUACCGCUGACGGAAAACGUGCGAAAGAUGCGAGAGAUGCGCAACGAACUGAUCAAGUGUUCGCACAAGAUCGUAGCGGCCAAAGCCAAGCAGAUAGGAAAGGAGUUGGAAGCGGGUGUGGAUGCCAAAGAGACAUUCGGGGGUAAGAAGGAUAUCUUGCAUCUGUUGAUGAGGGCGAACAUGUCGCCGGAGAUUCGACCGCAGGAUAGAUUGUCGGACGAAACGUUGGCUGGUCAGAUCGUGACUUUCAUCUUUGCAGGUCACGAGACGAGCGGAAAUACGAUGAGUUGGUGUACGUUUUUCCUCGCCUUGGAUCUAGACUACCAGUCCAAAUUGCGUCAACACAUCCAAAAGGCACUCAAGGAGUUGGGCAAAGACGGUGAUGCCAUCACGGAGCUCACCUGGGCCGACGUCAACAGCGAAGAGAUGCGUCCUCUAGACCACUGCAUCCAGGAAACGCUCCGUCUCCGACCCCCCAUCACCACCACCUUCCGCUACUCGACCAAAGACGACCAGCUCCCCGUCACCACCCCCUUCAAAACCAAGGACGGCAGAACCCUCUCCACGAUCCCCGUCACCGCAGGUCAGGAAAUCGCCAUUUCCGUAACCGGAAACAACAUGGAUUCCAAAUACUUUGGAUCCGAUCCACACCUGUUCAAACCGGAGCGUUGGAACAACCUGCCCGAGCUGCACGCCAGAUCCAAACUCCCCUCGCCGUACGGAUCGUUCGUGUUCAACGGUGGACCCAAGGUGUGCAUCGGCAGCAAAUUUGCCAUGACCGAGAUGAAGGUGAUCCUGGUGAACGUGCUGGCAAAGUACAGGAUCGAACCGGUGGAAGGGCUGAAGUACAAGAGCGUCGAGGCGGUGGUUCAAAGACCGGCCGUGAUCGGGUUCGAGAAGGAAGGCAGUCAGUUGCCGUUGCGUUUCGUCAGUGAUCCGCUUUAG